AUGGUACAAAGGUGCCCACAAAUGGCAAAUUGUUUACAGCAGACAAACGAAGUGUCAAACAAAGUGAUUAAUCCGAGUAUUAAUUUAAGCAAUAGGUAUUCCGCCCUAAGUGCUGACGAAAACGACGUAAGCGAUCGCAAUGCCCGGGAUGCUGUAAGAAACGAAGUAGAACAUACAUAUGCAAAUACGCACCGAUCAACGCAGACACCCAAUCGUAAGCAAAACCAAUCGCACAAUACAGAAAUGGACAGGAAAAAUUCAACUCAACAUCGCGAUAAUCAAACGAAACAACGGACUGACCACCGAAAUUGUCCCAACGUAGUCAUAGUGGGAGACUCCAUGAUCAAACACAUAGAGCCGGCAAAGCUCCGACAAGGGCUUAAGAGUGGAGUAACAUUCAGAACUUUUGCGGGAGCUAAAACAGAAGAUAUGAAGUACUACCUACAACCUACAUUAAAAGCUAAGCCUAGCCAUCUUAUUCUUCAUGUGGGAACUAACGACCUCUCCGGGAAAUCGCCUGAAGAGAUUGCUCAAAAUAUUUCAGAAUUGGGGAAAGCCGCGACUGAGCAAGUACCUGGUCUCAAGCUCAGUAUAUCAGAAAUUAUAACGAGAUCCGACCGUGAAGACAAUGAUCAGAAG
Molecule: messenger RNA, 639 nt
Organism: Paramuricea clavata
Lineage: Eukaryota; Metazoa; Cnidaria; Anthozoa; Malacalcyonacea; Plexauridae
Source: the annotation of a GenBank genome assembly